This is a messenger RNA of Phycomyces blakesleeanus NRRL 1555(-), 939 nucleotides long. RefSeq lists its product as hypothetical. Gene Ontology annotation, molecular function: magnesium ion binding; inorganic diphosphate phosphatase activity. Gene Ontology annotation, biological process: phosphate-containing compound metabolic process. The transcript is spliced from 8 exons. Bases 1 to 939 code for a protein of 312 amino acids. Gene Ontology annotation, cellular component: cytoplasm. The record is from RefSeq and is a predicted model, not a curated record. Lineage: Eukaryota; Fungi; Mucoromycota; Mucoromycetes; Mucorales; Phycomycetaceae.
AUGAAUUUCUUGAUUACUGGAAUGCGAUCUAACAACCUUAAUUUUCAUUCUGCAACAAGAAUGUCAAUAAGAGCAAUGUCAAACUAUACUCGCUUGGCAACAGGAACACCAUUCACUGAAUCUCAUCGUAUUUAUAUUGAGAAGGAUGGUCAGAUUAUUUCUCCUUUCCAUGACAUUCCUCUUUUUACCAACACUGAAAAGUCAGUUUUGAAUAUGGUCGUUGAAAUUCCUCGAUGGACAAAUGCCAAAAUUGAAGUUGCUACUGGAGAAGAGUUUAAUCCAUUGAAGCAAGAUGUCAAAAAGGGCAAGGUUCGAUUUGUUCGUAACUGUUUUCCAUACAAGGGAUAUUUGUGGAAUUAUGGCGCAUUGCCGCAGACAUGGGAGGACCCUACACAGUCUAACCCAGAUACGAAUGCACGUGGAGACAAUGAUCCGAUUGAUGUGUGUGAGAUUGGAGAGAAAUUGGGUGUAGCAGGCGAGGUUAAGGAAGUCAAGGUUCUUGGAGUGAUGGCUCUAUUGGACGAAGGAGAGACUGAUUGGAAGGUGAUUGCGAUUGACACAAAAGAUCCAUUGGCCAACAAAGUACAUGAUAUCAAGGAUGUCGAGACCCAUUUCCCGGGACUUUUGGACGCCACUUAUCGCUGGUUCAAGAUUUACAAGGUCCCUGAUGGUAAACCUGAAAACGAGUUUGCUUUUGAUGGUCAAUGCAAAGACAAGGCAUAUGCAAAUACCAUUAUUGAAGAGACACAUGAAGCCUGGCAAAAACUGAUCAAGGGAGAUACUCCCGCCAAGGCUGAUACACAUGAUUUGGCAGUUGCAAAUGUCACCAUUAAGGGUUCUCCAUAUACAACCAGCAGUAAAUCGAUCAAGCCUAGUCAAGAAGUAAAAAAAAGCAAUAACCCUGGAGAGGCCGAUAACAAGUGGUACUACGUUGGUUGA